Durio zibethinus is the source of this 2104-nucleotide messenger RNA. Its product is annotated as homeobox-leucine zipper protein ATHB-12-like. Gene Ontology annotation, cellular component: nucleus. Gene Ontology annotation, molecular function: sequence-specific DNA binding; DNA-binding transcription factor activity, RNA polymerase II-specific. Lineage: Eukaryota; Viridiplantae; Streptophyta; Magnoliopsida; Malvales; Malvaceae. Gene Ontology annotation, biological process: positive regulation of DNA-templated transcription. The record is from RefSeq and is a predicted model, not a curated record.
AACUUAUUAUUAUUUUUUAUAUAAAUCAAAGUUGAGGCCAUUGAGACUGCGCCUUUGACAGCGACUCAACGCACCCACUCUCCUCGCUCGAGCUGGUUUUAUCAAUGGCUUAGCUGGGGACUAAAGCUUCCACUAUAUGAAGAGGAAGAUGAAAGAACUGAUGUGGUGAAGGAACUUCUAAGCAAUAUGGAAUUGGCCAAUAAAUGUGUGGAAAACGAAAAUGAUGAUCAUGGCAUGUUUCUCCAAGAAACAAGGAAAUAUGUUGGUUGUAAUUAUAAAAUUAAAGAUGGAAUUUGAUUUCAAUUGGUGGAACGUGAUUCAUGCAGCCGACACGUUAUGAUUAAAAACAAGGCUAGAUGAAGUUGUGACGAUGAUGAUGAUGAUGAGAACAUGGAUUUUAAUAUUUGCACCAUGAAGUAUACAGAAUUGGAAAUCUCUAAAAUGUGAAGUGAUACCAACGCAUGAUUAAAAUUACUACUAGAUAAUACGCUCGCCCCAAGGGCUAAGAAACGGGACGGCUUGGACUUGAUGCCGACAUCAACCCUUUUUUUUUUUUCUCACACCUAGACUUACCCUCGGGUUAAUCGAAGAAAAGAUUCAGCAAAAAGUUGGUAAUGUUAACAAGGCGGAAGAGGGAGAGAACUAUACGUUAUCACUAAUCCGAUCCCAUAGAGUAAUUGGGGAUAUAAAGCAGGGGUAGCAGCAGCUAUAAAUCCAGUCAGACCCAAAACCAAGCCAGAUACUUUGGUUGCAUAAGGGGUUAUAAAUACAAGCAUAUUCAGAAGCACAAACGUCUAAAAACAUUCCCUUUUUGACCACUGUUUAGUAGUAGGAGUACUUACCAGCUUGUAUAUGAAGGACAAAGAUUUUCAGAAGGUUAAGAAGAGUAAUCCUGGGAAAGUGUUAGAUGGGGAAGAAUAUACUCAGGAGAUCAUGGCAGAGCCUUUUUCCAGCUUGACUGAAGUUGUAACAACCAAAAAGAAGAGCAAGAACAAGAGGAGGUUCAGUGAUGAACAAAUCAAAUCUUUGGAAUUGAUGUUUGAAUCCGAAUCCAGACUUGAGCCUCGGAAGAAGUUGCAGGUGGCUAGAGAUUUGGGGUUGCAGCCAAGGCAGGUUGCUAUAUGGUUCCAGAACAAGAGAGCUAGGUGGAAAUCAAAGCAGCUCGAGCGAGAUUACGGCAUUCUACAAGCCGAUUACAAAAAUCUAGCUUCCAAAUUCGAUAGUCUAAAGAAAGAAAAGCAGGCCUUAGUGAUUCAGUUGCAGAAGCUGAACGAUUUGCUUAAGAAGCCAAAAGAGGAAGGCCAGCGUUGCGGACAAGGCAUCGAUGGAGACUCAGAUAAGGGAGAGGCUGUCAAGUCUGAUUCUGAAGGACAGGUCAGUUUGUCAAUGGAAAGAUCGGAACAUGCGCUUGGAGUCCUAUCGGAUGAUGAUAGUGCAAUAAAGACAGACUAUUUUGGACUGGAAGAAGAGCCCAACCUUAUAAGCAUGGUGGAACCAGCUGAUGGUUCUCUAACAUCUCCAGAAGAUUGGCGCAGUUUUGACUCUGCUGGUCUCUUUGAUCAGUCCAGUAGUGGUUAUCAGUGGUGGGAUUUUUGGUCUUGAACAAAUGAAAUAACAAGUAUGGAGGAAAAUGUAUGCAAAUAAUCUUCCUUCUGUACAUAACCCAAGAGGAUGUUGGGGCAAACCACCAAUUAGGGGAAAUAGGAGAGGGGAACACUUGAAUAUGCAUCAUUGAAUUUAGAUGAAGAGAACUAGGAUUUUACGGUCCGAGAACAGAUGAAUUCAAGUUAUCCUGUGUCUGAAAUCUAACUUUAGCUUCCCUGGUAUGUACCACUUCGGCCAGGCGAUAGAAUUGGAGUUCACUACUGUUUGCUCUGAUAUCAUGGGCAGGUAAGGCCUAGGAGGCUACCAUAUAGAUCUUCUGUAUGCUGAAUGAUGGAAUUGAACAAUAUGUGUAUAUGUUUGCGUUUGAGACUGGGAGUGUGAGAAAGGUUGAACAAGUAGUUUACUCAAACCAGACCUGUACCAUUUCCAAUGCUAAUUCAGGUAGAACUUUAAAAAGUAGCAAGUUUUCGAAAAAAUGAUAUCCAAAUCAUUUCUUUAA